Molecule: messenger RNA, 1092 nt
Organism: Trichoderma citrinoviride
Lineage: Eukaryota; Fungi; Ascomycota; Sordariomycetes; Hypocreales; Hypocreaceae
Product: NAD(P)-binding protein
Exons: 2
Coding region: 1-1092 (363 amino acids)
Source: RefSeq, a predicted model, not a curated record
AUGGCACCUCUCGUCUUUGUUAUUGGCGGAACUGGAGCUCAGGGCAUUCCUGUUAUCCGCGGCCUCGUCAAGGACGGCGCCUAUGCAGUGCGAUUCCUGACUCGAGAUGCUACCUCGGCUAGAUCGAAGCUCCUCCUUAACUUGGGGAAUGUCGAAGCCCUUGAGGGUACUUUCGCGAGUGAGACCGAUCUUCGCAAAGGCUUUCGCGGCGCUCAGUAUGCUUUUGUGAACAUUGACGGGUUCAACUGCGGCGAGAAGACUGAGAUAUACUGGGCCAUACGCGCAUAUGAGCUGGCGCUGGAAGAAGGUAUCAAGUUCUUCGUCUAUGGAAACCUGGACUAUGUGUAUAAGAAGAGCGGGUUCGAUCCCAAGUUCAGGACGGGCCAUUAUGACGGAAAGGGCCGCAUUGGAGAGUGGAUUCUGCAGCAGAACAAGACGCCCGAGAUUGCGAAGCGUAUGGGAGCAGCUGUUUUCACCUCGGGCCCCUACAUCCAGAUGGUGCUUGGACAGGGAACCCCCAUGUCUCCUGUUCUUGAAGACGGCGCAGUUACCUGGAAGGUUCCUCUAGGAGAAGGUGCUGUGGCUCACGUUGACCUUGACGACUGCGAGUAUUAUGUCCGCUGGCUGUUCGAUCAUCAGGAUCGCUCCAAUGGCUUAGAUCUCGAAGUAGCCAUUGAACUGGUGGAUUAUCACGAAAUGGCCAAGGCCUUUACAAAGGUCACUGGCCGUCCUGCAAAGUACGUUGACAUCGACUUGGACACGUACUGGAAAAUUGGCCCAUUUGGCUCUGGUCAAAGCUCGUCGGGGUACAAUAGCGAUCUUUCGGACGCGAGCAGCAUGACCGUGCGCGAGAACUUCACGGGAUUCUGGAAUAUGUGGAAACACACAUACACGGGGAACCGAGGUGUCAUCAAUCGUGACUUUGCUCUUCUCGACGAAAUACACCCCAAUCGGAUCAAGAGCGUUGAGGAAUGGUUCAGACGAGAGGAGAAGAAGAGCAAAGAGCAGGGCUUGCCUAGUCUAUGGGACCGUGCUACAAUGCUCAAGCCUGUGCUAAAGAUCGCGGAGGAUGGAAGACAGGGUCGUCUGUAG